Messenger RNA from Phodopus roborovskii (desert hamster), 2885 nucleotides. It is a transcript of the gene Dmpk, whose product is annotated as DM1 protein kinase. The record is from RefSeq and is a predicted model, not a curated record. Lineage: Eukaryota; Metazoa; Chordata; Mammalia; Rodentia; Cricetidae. Gene Ontology annotation, biological process: peptidyl-threonine phosphorylation; actomyosin structure organization. Gene Ontology annotation, molecular function: ATP binding; protein serine/threonine kinase activity. Gene Ontology annotation, cellular component: cytoskeleton; cytoplasm.
GGCCAGAGGGACCCAAGGGAUAGUCAGGGACAGGCAGACAUGCAGCCAGGGUUCUGGGGCCUGGACAGGGGCAGCCAGGCCCCGUGACAGGAAGACCCCCGAGCUCCGGCCCGGGGAGGGGCCAUGGUGCUGCCUGCCCAACAUGUCAGCCGAGGUGCGGCUGAAGCAGCUCCAGCAGCUGGUGCUGGACCCCGGCUUCCUGGGGCUGGAGCCCCUGCUCGACCUUCUCCUGGGCGUCCACCAGGAGCUGGGCGCCUCCCACCUAGCCCAAGACAAGUAUGUGGCCGACUUCUUGCAGUGGGUGGAGCCCAUUGCAGCAAGGCUUAAGGAGGUCCGGCUGCAGAGGGACGACUUUGAGAUCCUGAAGGUGAUUGGCCGCGGGGCAUUCAGUGAGGUAGCGGUGGUGAAGAUGAAACAGACGGGCCAGGUGUUUGCCAUGAAGAUUAUGAAUAAGUGGGACAUGCUGAAGAGAGGCGAGGUGUCGUGCUUCCGGGAAGAAAGGGAUGUAUUGGUGAAAGGGGACCGGCGCUGGAUCACACAGCUGCACUUCGCCUUCCAGGAUGAGAACUACCUGUACCUGGUCAUGGAAUACUACGUGGGCGGGGACCUGCUAACGCUGCUGAGCAAGUUUGGGGAGCGGAUCCCCGCCGAGAUGGCGCGCUUCUACCUGGCCGAGAUUGUCAUGGCCAUAGACUCGGUGCACCGGCUGGGCUACGUGCACAGGGACAUCAAGCCGGAUAACAUUCUGCUGGACCGGUGUGGCCACAUCCGCCUGGCGGACUUCGGCUCCUGCCUCAAACUACAGCCUGAUGGGAUGGUGAGGUCGCUGGUGGCUGUGGGCACCCCGGACUAUCUGUCUCCGGAGAUUCUGCAGGCCGUGGGCGGAGGGCCUGGGGCAGGCAGCUACGGGCCCGAGUGUGACUGGUGGGCACUGGGCGUGUUCGCCUACGAAAUGUUCUACGGGCAGACACCCUUCUACGCUGACUCCACAGCGGAGACAUAUGCCAAGAUUGUGCAUUACAAGGAACACCUGGCUCUGCCUCUGGCAGACACAGGUGUCCCUGAGGAAGCCCAAGACCUCAUCCGGGGACUGCUGUGCCCCGCUGAGAUAAGGCUAGGCCGAGGCGGGGCAGGCGACUUCCAGAAGCAUCCGUUCUUCUGUGGCCUUGAUUGGGAGGGUCUUCGAGACAGCGUGCCCCCCUUUACCCCAGACUUCGAGGGUGCCACGGACACGUGCAACUUCGAUGUGGUAGAGGACCGGCUCACUGCCAUGGUGAGCGGGGGCGGGGAGACACUGACGGACAUGCAGGAAGGCAUGCCACUUGGGGUCCACCUGCCUUUCGUGGGGUACUCCUACUCGUGUAUGGCCCUCAGAGACACUGAGGUCCCGGACCCCACCCCUAUGGAACUGGAGGCCCUGCAGUUGCCUGAGGCGGACUUGCAAGUGCUCAACUUGGAGCCCCCAGAGUCCCCACCGGAUCAAGUGGCCCAAGUGGCCGACGACACAGCAGCUGUCCCUGCAGCCGAGGCAGAGCGGGUGGUGACCCUGCGGGAGCUCCAGGGAGCCCUGGAGGAAGAGGUUCUCACCCGGCAGAGCCUGAGCCGCGAGCUGGAGGCCAUCCGCACUGCCAACCAGAAAUUCUCCAGCCAACUGCAGGAGGCUGAGGUCCGGAACCGAGACCUGGAGGCUCACGUUCGGCAGCUGCAGGAGCGGAUGGAGAUGCUGCAGGCCCCGGGAGCCCCAGGCGAGUCCCACCCGCCCCAGGCCAGGAGGGCACCGGGUGAAGAUGGGGGCGAGCUGGGUGUGUGGACACUUGGGGCAGGGGAGGGGCCCAGGCUGGGGCGCGAGCCACCGCCCUUCUCCGCCCUCCACGCUCCAUACACCUCUCUUCUCCUUCCAGCUGUCAUGGGGGUCCCCAGUCCCUGGGCCACGGAUCCACCUUCCCAUAUGGCCCCCCGGCCGUGGCUCUGGGCCAAUGCCCGCUGGUGGGGCCAGGCCCCGUGCACCGCCGUCACCUGCUGCUCCCUGCCAGGCUCCCUAGGCCUGGCCUAUCGGAGGCGCGUUGCCUGCUCCUGUUCGCCGCUGCUCUGGCUGCUGCCGCCACACUGGGCUGCUCUGGGUUGGUGGCCUGUAUCCCAGUCUGGUGUUUCCCGGGAGCCACCUUCGCCCCCUGAACCCUGAGACUCCAAGUCAUCUUUCAUCUAGGCCACCUUGGAAAGCCGGGUGACUUGGCAAUGGCCCAGAGCGUCUCUGCGCCCAUCCCCUCUCCCCUGCACCAACCCCACUCCACACCUCUUCGAGCUUGGGUCCCCACCGGUCUCUUCUCCUGUGAUCCGGGCCCGCCCCCUGGCGGCCGGGGAGGGAGGAGCCGGACCCGUGCGCAGGAACCUGGUUCUUGCCGGGCUGGCGGCGCUGCUGCGGGGACAUUCGCCGACCACUCUUCGCUCAGCCCCGACGUGGAUAGGCAAACUGCCCAGGCCAUCCGAAUUCACCUUUCACGCUUCCAGCCAUUGGUCACAAACUAUUACACCAAACCCUUGUGCACGAGCCCCUGAUGUCCGGGGACGUCCCAUCGCCACAACAAACGACCAGCACGACUUCUACCAGCUCUCUUGGGAGCCUUUGGCUUCGGACAGCUGCGCUUCUGGGAGUUGCUGCAACCCUUUCCUCACAAACGCUGCCGUCGGAGUCAUGGCUGCACCCCCCCACCCCACCCCCAGGCAGUGUGGGUAUUUAUUGACCUUGUCCUCUGACUCACUGACAGACUCCGGGACCCACGUUUUGGAUGCACUGAGACUCAACAUUCCUCGGUAUUUAUUGUCUGUCCCCACCUAUGAGCCCACCCCCGACCCUUGCGAAUAAAAUACUUUCUGGCCUGCCCUAA